Tarenaya hassleriana is the source of this 1614-nucleotide messenger RNA. Its product is annotated as probable elongation factor 1-gamma 2. NCBI's taxonomy places the organism in Eukaryota, Viridiplantae, Streptophyta, Magnoliopsida, Brassicales, Cleomaceae. The transcript has 8 exons. Bases 142 to 1389 code for a protein of 415 amino acids. Gene Ontology annotation, molecular function: translation elongation factor activity; glutathione transferase activity. Gene Ontology annotation, biological process: translational elongation. The record is from RefSeq and is a predicted model, not a curated record.
AUCUCACUGCCUCUCCCUUUUAUAGUUUUCUCCGCCUCAUUUUGCUCCUCUCUCUCUCUCUCGCUUCUGCUCUGACGGAAGAAAUUCAGAACAUCUGAUCUAAAUUCAGAACCCGGAGUUCGUUCCUUCCCCGUUUGAGCAAUGGCUUUGGUUAUGCACACUUACCCGGGUAACAAAGGUGCCUUCAAGGCACUGAUUGCCGCCGAAUACACCGGUGUGAAGAUCGAGGUGCCCUCAGACUUUCAGAUGGGCGUCACUAACAAAUCCCCAGAGUUCCUCAAGCUGAACCCCAUUGGCAAGGUUCCUGUGCUGGAGACUCCUGAGGGUCCCAUCUUUGAGAGCAAUGCUAUUGCUCGCUAUGUUAGUCGCUUGAAGGGUGACAAUUCCUUGGUUGGAUCCUCCCUCAUCGAAUAUGCUCAAAUCGAGCAAUGGAUUGAUUUUGCUUCCAUGGAGGUUGAUGUUAACAUUUUGAGAUGGUUCGCUCCAAGGAUGGGCUAUGCACCUUUUCUUGCUCCAGCUGAGGAAGCGACAAUCUCUGCUUUGAAGAGAGCGCUCGAUGUUCUGAACACCCACCUUGCUUCCAACACUUACCUCGUUGGACACUCAGUCACCCUCGCUGACAUUGUCUUGGUCUGCAAUAUGUACUUGGGAAUCCGGACCGUCGUGACCAAAAGCUUUACCUCUGCAUUCCCUCAUGUUGAGAGAUACUUCUGGACCUUGGUUAAUCAGCCCAACUUCAAGAAAGUAAUGGGUGAUGUCAAGCAGGCUGAAUCUGUCCCUGCUGUUCCCUCGAAGAAACCUGCCCAAUCUGCUAAGCCUAAGGCCAAGGAAGAGCCGAAGAAAGAAGCCAAGAAGGAAGAGGCACCAAAGCCUGCUGAGGAGGAAGAGGCGCCGAAGCCCAAAGCCAAGAACCCUCUUGACUUACUUCCUCCGAGCAAAAUGAUCCUCGACGAGUGGAAGAGGCUUUACUCCAACACUAAGACUAACUUCCGUGAGGUUGCCAUCAAAGGAUUCUGGGACAUGUAUGACCCGGAGGGAUACUCUCUGUGGUUCUGUGAUUACAAGUACAACGAAGAGAACACCGUUUCAUUCGUGACCCUUAACAAGGUGGGCGGAUUCCUCCAGCGUAUGGACUUGACAAGGAAAUACGCAUUCGGAAAGAUGCUCGUGUGCGGGUCAGAGCCUCCGUUCAAGGUGAAGGGUUUGUGGCUUUUCCGCGGGCAAGAGAUCCCGAAGUUUGUCAUGGACGAGGUUUACGACAUGGAGCUCUAUGAGUGGAAAAAGGUCGACAUUUCUGACGAAGCCCAGAAGGAGAGGGUGAGUCAGAUGAUCGAAGAUGCUGAGCCUUUCGAAGGCGAGGCCCUCUUGGACGCCAAGUGCUUCAAGUAAGGAAAACUAAAAAAUCGAAGGUACGAUUUUGAAGCCUGAGGUUGUAUCUUUCACUGAAUAGGGGUUUGCUUUGUUACUUUUUGUGUUCUAGUCUUCGAACCGCUUGAGUCGUCACUUAGCUGCCGAUGUUUUCUAAUCUAAGAACAUACAUGGUUUUAAAUUAUGUUUUUUUUUACUUCUCAAUUGUGUGAUACAAUUGGGUACGAUACACAAUUUCUCUUUCGA